AACAAACAAACAAGUGAAUGAUUCUUAACUUUGUUGGUUUCUGUUUUGUAGAUAAUGCUGCUGGUGUCAUUGUGAAUCCCAAAGGUGAAAUGAAAGUGUUGUGUUCGGUGUCUGCAUGCACAUAUCAUCGGUGAUUCAUAGCCACACAAUAAUAUAACAACAGAACAUACUUGCAAAGAUUGAAGCUGCAAAUGCCUCAGUUUGACCACCACAAAUUGCUACAUCAGUAAGAGGGUCAAUAUCUAAACCAUGCAUUUCCUUCAACAUCUUGGCUAAGUGUUCACAUAUACCUUGCAUGUGCCUACAGGUACAAGUACAAUACAAAUAGAUAGAUUCUAUGAUCAAUUGGUGGAAAACAAAUAAAAAUAGAACUUGUGCUGCUAUACUGCUACUACUAAUAGUAAAAACCUGUAUUGGUUGAGGACGGAAUUGAUGGCGGAAACGGCGGCGUUUUUUUAUAUGGUUAGAUAUAUAGUAUCAUACUGAACAAUUGAAUUGUUUUAUACUCACUGUAAUUGGUUGUUCCUUAAAUUAUACAAAAACAAUUGAAUUGCGCAUAAGGAUAGGUAAACAGGGUGUGAUUGUUUCUCAUUUGCAAUCAAUCUUUUUCUUCUAUUUUCCCCUUCUCAUAAUCUGAUUACAUAUAGAGCAACCGAUUGGGAUUUUCCCCUUCUUCUGUCUCUAAAUGUUGAAAUACAUAUAUAGAUAUUGAUAGGACUAUAUCUUCUUUUGUUUUACGAAAAUAUGCAAAAAAUUCUUACCUUGGGAGUUGGGAUGUAUGUAAGCUUGAAGUGAUCUCCUUCAAAUUAGACUUUGAAUUCCUUUGGAUAUACAUUUUGAACAUAGGUUAAGAGAGGGGAAAUCAUUUUUAUAGCAUAAUCUUCAAUGUAAAUAUACUGGAACUUACAAAUGAUAUAUUCAAGAAGAAUAAAGAGCAUGCCUAGACCUUAAUUUGCUUUGAAGUAAUUCAGUCCUGCCUUCACUCAUGAUAAAAAACGUGGUGAUUUCUAAAGUAGGGCAUAAAUUAGCAACACAAACAAGUUGAGAAAAUUUGAGCGAAUCAUAAUUGCAUUCACUUUCUUUGAAUUGUAUACUUGUGUGCAGGAAUUGAUUUUUUAUUUUUAUGUAAAUAGCUUGUGUGCAUAGUGCUUUUGCAGGAUUAUGGCAUCAACAUUGAUGACGAUGAUCAGCCUAUCAUGCUGUUUCGGUAGCUUAUGUGCGUAGUGCUUAUGCAGGAUUAUGGCAUCAACUUUGAUGACGAUGAUCAGUUUGUUAAGCUGGUUCAGUGCAAAUGUGGCACUAAAUUCCGCAGGAAUAUGAAGCGAUCUUAUUCUUAAUCUUCCUUUUGUGUGCAAUGUGCAUAAGUUUGUUUUACUUACAACAUCAAAUAUAUAACCUGUUACCUUUUUAAGAUUAUUCAAUUCCUACACUGCGGUCUUCUCUACUCCGUUUCAAUAUUCAUUUUCGAUUGUGUAUUUGAGUUUCAGCCUCCAUGAUGGCUUGUGAAAAGCUAUUCUUCGUUUAGCAUUUCAAAAUUUCACUAUUAAUAUGAAAUUUUGAAAUCACUAAAUUAAUUAAAAAAAAGAUCAUAUGAGAGCUGAAAUUGUUAAUUUCAGGUGAUUUUUGAUUGUCAUAACAUUCUUUACAUUAUUGUAUUUGCUUCUCAUCGUUUUGCUAAAUUGAUAGUUUCAAAGGCUUUGCUUAUACUGAACUCGAGGUUUUAUAUCUAGUAGUUAUUUAGAAGAUCUUAUCUGGACUUGCAAAAUAUGUGGAAUAGCAUAUGAAUAUAUAACUGGUGCAGAGUUUCCCUUCAUUCCCUCUUCAACUGUAGAAACAACUUAAACAUAACCACUUAAAACCAUAAACGCUUAUAUUGAGUAAGUGCUUAUAUAUAUACUGUUUGCCCGAAUACUCCCUUAGCUUGCUUGCUUUGUUUAGUUAGUUUUUUUGGAGUUUGCACAUAGCACUCUGUUGGGACAUAUUUUAUUGCAUAGUUGAUUUGUCUUGAAUGGCAAUAUGCCAGGCAUGAAAUAAGGCUCAAUUAGUGGACUCUUGAUUGUGUUAGUGUUUUCCCUUCUUUUAUUGUUCCUUCUUCCCAUGUUUUAUAUUCAACAUCUGUGGUGCUCCAUAAAACUUAAUCUUGUUGCACACAAAAUAAGUUUCUUGUGUGUAUUACAAUGUUACUAAUUCGUUUUACCAUCUAACAAUGCAGGAGCCAUUAGAUCAUCGAUUGUUGGUGAUAGAUCAAGCCAUUUCUGCUAAACUACAUUUUCUGUGAGAUCCAUCCAAAAGUUAUGGACGCAUGUUUUCAAAAUGAAGCAAGAGGAAUACAAAAAAGAAGAAAUUGAUUGGAGUUACAUUGAAUUUGUGGAUAAUCAAGAUAUUCUGGAUCUGAUUGAAAAGAAACCUGGUGGCAUUAUUUCGCUUUUGGACGAAGCUUGUAUGUUUCCUAGAUCAACACAUGAAACUUUGUCUUCAAAGAUCAUAAAAGGUUUAGCAAGCUCAAAUUAUCUCCUACUGACUUCACAAUUUGCCAUUAUGUCGGUGAUGUAAUUGUUAAGAAGUCCCACAUCGAUUGCGAGGUGAUGUAAUUGUUUAUAAAGUAGAGACAAGUUAGACCCAAAACUCAAUUCUAAGAAUAAUAAAUAGGAUACAUAUAUGACAUAAUAUAUACCAAGAAUGCUAGAUUUGAUUUGAUGUUUUAUUGUAGGUCACUUAUCAAACUGAGUUCUUCUUUGACAAGAACAAAGAUUAUGUUGUUGCGGAACACGAGGCACUUCAUUAUGCUUCCAAAUGUCCCUUUGUAUCUGGCUUGUUUCCCCUUUUACCGUGGAAACUUCCAAACAAUCAAAAUUCUCUUCAAUAGGUUCCAGAUUUAAGGAUCAAGAUGACAAUGAUCUUAUGGCCUAUUGGCUGUCAAAUACGUCAACAUUGUUGUUUUUACUUGAACAAAGCUUGAAAUCUGGGAGUUCAACAAAUGCAACCUCAGUUGGAAAACCACCUAAUCCAACAUCCCUAUUUGGAAGAAUGACUAUGGGUUUUCGUUCAUCCCCUUCUUCUGCCAACUUUGCUGCUCCCUCAUCGGUGGUUGUACGCAAGGUAGAGGCUAAGUACCCUACUUUGCUUUUCAAGCAGCAGCUCACAGCCUAUUUGGAGAAAAUAUAUGGCAUCGUUCGAGAUAACUUGACGAAGGAGUUAACAUCGGUUCUUGCCUUAUGUGUCCAGGCACCAAAAACAUAUAAGGGAGCGUUACGAUCUGGCCGGUCAUUCGGUAAAGAUUCCCCAAUGGUUCACUGGCAGAGUAUUAUUGAAAGAGAACUUUGUGCCUCCGGUUCUUAUCCGAAAGAUCUUCAGUCAAACAUUCUCAUUUAUUAAUGUGCAACUCUUCAAUAGGUAAAUGGUUUACUAGUUCGUCCCGGUUGUUGCACAUUCAGCAACGGAGAAUAUGUGAAAG
Molecule: messenger RNA, 3454 nt
Organism: Trifolium pratense (red clover)
Lineage: Eukaryota; Viridiplantae; Streptophyta; Magnoliopsida; Fabales; Fabaceae
Product: myosin-6-like
Exons: 10
Coding region: 2794-3375 (193 amino acids)
Biological process (GO): actin filament organization; vesicle transport along actin filament
Cellular component (GO): cytoplasm; vesicle; actin cytoskeleton
Molecular function (GO): microfilament motor activity; actin filament binding
Source: RefSeq, a predicted model, not a curated record